UAGCUUGCCCUUUCUUCUUCCAACUUCAUCACCACUACUUGUUGUUGCACCAGUAGUACUUCUACUUCUACUUCUACUAAUUAUAUAUAACUCCAGAACAUUAUUUCAAAAGUAGUAGUAGUAGAUAAGUCAUUCCCAAGCAGUGUAGCAGUAGUCCAACAGUUGUUCUGAUCUCUAUCAUGUCAAAUCAUCAGACUUCAUCAAGGUCAUCUUCACCUUUCAUCAAACCCACUGAUGAUGAGAUUCACCACCUUGUUUUGAAGCUACAAUCCUUGUUACCCCUCCUUAAUAGAACACCCAAUGUACCGGCUUCAACAAUUUUGGAUGAAACUUGCACUUACAUUAUGAGGCUGCGUAGAGAGGUAGAUAGCCUGAGUGGGAAACUUUCUCAAUUACUUAAUACAGCAGAAAUCGACGAUGUAGAUGAGCUUAUUAGAAAACUUCUUCAACAAUAAAAAACUCAUCCCAAAACCUUUCUCUCUAUAUAUAUAGCUUCGCGUUCCAACUAUUGAUCAUGAAAGUCUCUACCAUGAUUCCUAAUAAGAUCAGUGUAGUAACAAAUGCAAUUCGAGUCUUAUUAUUAAUGAUAAAGCUCUUUAGUUUAAAUGUUUUAUUUUAUUUUAUUUCUCAUGCUUUUAAUAAUGUUUAUAAUAAUUGGUUUAUUAUGUAUUUUACUUUUUAUAUAUUUAUAAUAAAUAUUUGGAUUGUACCACA
Cannabis sativa is the source of this 714-nucleotide messenger RNA. Its product is annotated as transcription factor PRE3. Gene Ontology annotation, molecular function: protein dimerization activity. The record is from RefSeq and is a predicted model, not a curated record. Lineage: Eukaryota; Viridiplantae; Streptophyta; Magnoliopsida; Rosales; Cannabaceae. Bases 180 to 455 code for a protein of 91 amino acids. The transcript has 2 exons.